AUGAACACUCGCCGGUGCAACGUACUUACGUUAUUGGCAUCCCUGCUUUCCAUGAGCUCUCCUGGGUACAACUUAACCCCAGCCCAUAGGAUGACCCCCGAACAGAUAGACUGGGAAAGAGAACAGAACAACAGCGGAUGUAAGAACCAAGUGUUACUAAAAAUAAUCAAAAACGAAAUGAGCUUCGAGCAACUACCUUCCAAUAAUCUUCUCAUGACAUCAAAGAUAUACAACAUAAAUGAAUUCUUCGUAAAUCUUUUGGGAGAUAAAAAAUUGAAGCAAAUUGUGGAAGCCUGUGGGGACUACAUUUAUUUGAAGAACCUUCGGAUGGUUAUCUUUACCAUCAAGGAGAAUGUGAACAUGGAUUUUUUGCGAAACUUUUUCCGUGUCCUUAUAAAUAAUGACGUGUGUGUAGAGUUCGACCAGGGGGCCUCUCCUCAAGAUGGUUGA
Molecule: messenger RNA, 450 nt
Organism: Plasmodium knowlesi strain H
Lineage: Eukaryota; Apicomplexa; Aconoidasida; Haemosporida; Plasmodiidae
Product: conserved Plasmodium protein, unknown function
Exons: 1
Coding region: 1-450 (149 amino acids)
Source: RefSeq, a predicted model, not a curated record